Molecule: messenger RNA, 1606 nt
Organism: Eucalyptus grandis
Lineage: Eukaryota; Viridiplantae; Streptophyta; Magnoliopsida; Myrtales; Myrtaceae
Product: protein SGT1 homolog
Exons: 10
Coding region: 133-1251 (372 amino acids)
Biological process (GO): protein stabilization; defense response to fungus
Cellular component (GO): nucleus; cytoplasm
Molecular function (GO): protein-folding chaperone binding
Source: RefSeq, a predicted model, not a curated record
CCACCCACGCUCUCGCACUCGCACUCUCGCCCUUCCUUACUUGCUAUUCUUCUUCUUCUUCUUCGUCUUCGUCCUCUUCUCGGUUGACUCCGCGACGACCCGGCUACCGGAGGCUCCCUCGCGACCGGCGGAAUGGCGACGAAUCUCGCGGAGAAGGCGAAGACCGCGUUCCUCGACGACGACUUCGAAGGUGCCGUCGAGUUCCUCUCCCAGGCCAUCUACUCCAACCCCAAGAACGCCGAUCUGUACGCCGACCGCGCCCAGGCCCACAUCAAGCUCGGCAGCUUCACCGAGGCCGUUUCCGAUGCGAAUAAGGCGAUCGAAUUGGAUCCCACGAUGGUCAAGGCAUACCUGCGGAAAGGUUCUGCCUGUAUGAAGCUUGAAGAAUAUCACACUGCCAAGGCAGCUCUUGAAAAGGGUGCUUCUCUGUCAGAAGAUGAUUCGAGAUUCGCCAAGCUAAUUGAGGAAUGCAAGAAGCACCUUGCAGAGGACAUAACUGAUCAGAAGGCACAUGAUGGUGCCCCACCUUCCUCUGAAACUGCCCUGCCAUCUGAACAAAUUGCUGAAGCAGAUGAAGAAAUUCAGGAAGAGCAUGGAACGGUACAGCAGACUAAUGCAGUCGAACCAGUCAAGCCCAAAUUCAGACAUGAAUUUUAUCAGAAACCUGAGGAAGUUGUUGUGACAAUAUUUGCAAAGGGUGUUGCGCCAGAGGAUGCACACGUUGAGUUUGGUGAACAAAUUUUAAGUGUGAAGAUCAAUGUGCCCAGUGAAGACGCAUAUUACUUUCAACCUAGAUUGUUUCAGAAGGUAGUACCUGAAAAGUGUAGAUACCAAAUAUUAUCAACUAAAAUUGAGAUCCGUCUUGCAAAAGCUGAAGCAAUCCAAUGGAAGUCUCUUGAAUAUAGCAAAGAAGCUACAGUUCCACAGAAAGUUAUUGUGCCAUCAGUUGGACCAGCCGGACCAGCCAGACCUGCAUAUCCAUCUUCGAAAAAUAAAGUUGCAGACUGGGACAAGCUGGAAGCCCAAGUCAAGGCGGAAGAGAAGGAUGAGAAGCUUGAUGGUGAUGCAGCUUUGAACAAGCUUUUCCGAGAUAUAUUCUCGAAUGCAGAUGAAGAUGCAAGAAGGGCUAUGACAAAAUCAUUUGUGGAGUCUAAUGGGACAGUCCUCUCUACAAACUGGAAGGAAGUGGGUGCGAAGAAGGUCGAAGGUAGCCCUCCUGACGGAAUGGAGCUGAAGAAAUGGGAAUACUAGCUCAGCUGUGGUGGAUCACCUGUAUCUUUUGCUGGAACUUGAUGCCCGAGAACAUCUCCCUCAUUCAAUAUUGUCCCUCCAUGUCCAUAACGGUAUCUUUCGGGCUUUGGGUUACUUCUUUGGUAGUGGAUCUAUGAACGCUAGUAAUGCGCUGUUGGCAGUUUGUUUGUUGUUUUUGGCAGUGAGGGGUCUGUAUCUUUACGUGAACAUCCUAAGAAUAUUUGGCAGUUCCUAUCACUUUGUCCUUGGUGAAUUGUAUAGAAUUAGUUUGCUUUUCGUGUCAGCGUGAAGAAGCCGAGGCAGACUCUUUGGUAAUAUUCAGUUGUGAAAUGCAAUGGGACGAUCUUUCUGUUUC